AUGUAUCAUCUCAAGCCGGUGAUGAACCAGAAUGUCGUGUGUGAACUUCCUACCUGCAUGUACACCCUGAAGCCGUUCUGCACGUUUGCGUACGAUCCGAAAGCGUUUACCGAUAGCAACACUGGACUAACCGGCGGUUCCGGAGUCGAUCCGAUGUCGAUUGAAAUUGAUAAUUUCCUGCAAAAGGCAGAAAACGACGAGCUAAGAAUGUUGGCAGAAAGACAGCAACGUGUACUGCAGCAGCUGACCGAACUGAAGAACGAAAUUCUGUCUUUGCGCACUGAACUGAAGCUCAACGCAAAAGCACCUGCUGCUGCAUCUGCUGCUCCUCAAGUUACCGUUGCAGUAAAGACAAAGGCUGAAUUAAAAGCAGAACCGAUCAAUCUUACCUACUUGCAGGAUUUCGUCGUAAAUGCUAGCCCCGAAUAUGUUCCAUACAGUUUGCUGGCGUUAAAAAAUUUGUGGAAAGAUCGUCUAAAUUUGCACGUCGAAUGUUUUACCCACUCGACGGUACCAAAGUUGAGUGAAGAGGCACUUAACUUCCAAACUGCCAUUACGAACAGUACAGUGACGGCUGCUGCAUCCAACCUUCCUCAGAUCAAAGUGACGCUCAUUUGGAAGAAUGUUGGAGCGUACACCGAAAUGAUCACAUCGCCCACAUCCUACGUACCGAUCUGUGGCGAGGUAAACAUCCUUCGCUACUUAUCCCGCUGUGGUCCGAGCGAAUUCAACUACGAGCUACAGGACAACGUGGAUGAGGUUGACUCAAUUCUGGAUGCGUGCUAUCUGCUACUCAACAAGCAAAACGCUAAACAACGUCAACAGAUUCUCCGGACGCUUGGUACGAAGCUGGGCAAAGCUGGCGGUUUCGGUGGUGCGGAAAUGUCGCUGUGCGAUAUUGCAUUUACCAGCGCGGUCAAGCAGGUGCAGCGUACGGUGGCUAAGGAUAUCAACCCAAACAUGGCCAAGUGCAUGGGACGUGUGGCGAUUGCAGUUGGCCUGUAG
Molecule: messenger RNA, 1005 nt
Organism: Anopheles maculipalpis
Lineage: Eukaryota; Metazoa; Arthropoda; Insecta; Diptera; Culicidae
Gene: AIMP2
Product: probable aminoacyl tRNA synthase complex-interacting multifunctional protein 2
Exons: 4
Coding region: 1-1005 (334 amino acids)
Cellular component (GO): aminoacyl-tRNA synthetase multienzyme complex
Source: RefSeq, a predicted model, not a curated record